This is a messenger RNA of Emiliania huxleyi CCMP1516, 1950 nucleotides long. RefSeq lists its product as hypothetical. The coding region runs from base 1 to 1950 and encodes 649 amino acids. The record is from RefSeq and is a predicted model, not a curated record. Gene Ontology annotation, molecular function: phosphatase activity; calcium ion binding. Lineage: Eukaryota; Haptophyta; Isochrysidales; Noelaerhabdaceae. The transcript has a single exon.
AUGGCUGUGUCCGACGACGACGUCGGACUGCCGGCGGGCCUCACACCGACGGCCGAAGGCAAGGUGAAGCGCCUUCUCGUGGUCGGAGAGUCCCGCGAUGCCAAGAGUACGAUCAUCAAUUUUCUGCGCAAGCCCGAGGCGGCGCAGCAGCAACGCGCCUCGAGCCACACGGACCGCCGACAGCCCCCUCCGCGGGCCACGAUGGAAAUCACGGAGUGCGUUGGCACAAGCAUUCCAUCGCCGCCACAUUCGGUCCGCUGCUACCGCCGGUGGCCCUGGCGCAAGAAGCGAGCCUCCAAGCCGCACGUCAGACGCAUUGACGCGGCGCUCCCUGACGACGAGCGACUUCGGGAGGUGCUUUCCGCAGCGACUCAGGAGGUGCUUUCCGCUGUCCACAGCCGGGCGUCGGUCAGUGAGGUAGCCAUGCGCGUCCAGAUGCUCAACGCCUGUCUCGGCGAGAUGCAACUGCCUGCGUCCAGGAGCCAGCCAGCGGCGGUGCCACGGCUCGCGAUGGAAAAACACGAGAUGAGAGCGCCCUCCACAGGCGCGGUCAGCGCUCCGGCAGAGCGCUACUGCCCUGAUCGCUCGCCCAUCCGCGCCUUCCUAAUCGACCUGGACGGAACCAUGUACGAACCAGCUGGGCUCCUCCCCGGCGCCGCCGCGUUCUACGCCUGGCUGGUCGCCUCGCGCACACCACACAUCUUCCUCUCCAACACCGGUGCCAAGAACUCGAGCGGCGUCCAGCGCAAGUUUCGCUCGCCGCCCUUUUCGCUCAGCGGGCCUGAGGUGCCUCUCUCGCACAUCCUGACGGCUGCAGAGACGCAGGUGGACUACCUGCUGAAGGAGGUGCCGCGGAACGCGCGCCUCUAUGUCCUCUCCGGCGGCAGCGGCACCUGGCGGUCGGACCUGCUCACACGCGGCGGCGCUGAGGGUGCGGCGCUGGUUGGGACGUGGGACGUGCGCACUACUCUGUCUGCUGGCGAGGCCAAGGCGUGGGCGGCGCACCAGGCGCUCUGCCGGCACGAGGCCUCAAAGGCGGUGUGGGUCGUGUUCUUUCACGACGGCGAGGUGGGCGGCCCCGGCUGCGACACCAGGGAGUGGAGCUUCGAAGUGAUCAAGAUCGCAGGGUUUCUGCUCUCUCACGGCGCACAGCUCGUCUACACGGCAGAUGACGCCUUCAACCCCUCCGUUGACCCGGAGCACCCCGGACUUGUCUUCCCUUUGCCUGGUCCCGGAAUGUUUGCGGCGAUGAUGCGGACGCUGAUGUACCCUGCUGGCAGCGAGUCGGUUGCGUGUGCGGGUAAGGGGGGCAACAAGGGGGGAGAGAUGAUGAUGGAGCGGGCGCGGCAGAUGCUCAUCGCGCAGGGCCACGACGGAGACCCCUCCACAAUCUGCAUGGUGGGCGACCGCUUCGACACCGACAUCCGCGCAGGCCGCUCCGCCGGAUUCCGCACGUGCCUCGCCCUGAGCGGCUGCCACAACCUCGAGUCCCAGCGCCACUACCCCUCGGACGUGGCCGACUUUUUUGUGGCGGGCGUCGGCGACCUGGUGCCAGAGGGGGCGCGGCGGGCCAGCCUGAGAGAGCAGAGCAGCUGGGUGGGAGCCUCAAAGUCGCGGCUGGGAAGCCAGCCCGCCGAGGAGCUGGUGGAGUGGACCCUCAUUCAGUCUGACCUGACCCGGUCGGGGCGCGGCGACGCUGCACGCGCCGAAUUGCAGUCGGUGCUGCGGCGGUGCUUCGACGCGAUCGACGUCAACGGCGACGGAACGGUGGACGAGACGGAGCUGGUGAGUGGGUUCGAGCAGGUCGGGCUGGGAAGGUUGGCGCUCGCCGCGGCGAGGAGUAGGGCGAGCGAUUACGGUGGCCGCCUCUCCUUCGACCAGUUUGCGAACGUCGUCGAGCAGGCAAUGCCCCACCUGAGCUCACGAGGCGCUGGCGAGGCACAACCGUGA